Messenger RNA from Arabis nemorensis, 321 nucleotides. NCBI's taxonomy places the organism in Eukaryota, Viridiplantae, Streptophyta, Magnoliopsida, Brassicales, Brassicaceae. The record is from the annotation of a GenBank genome assembly.
AUGAGCCGAGUGUUUAAAAGACACCCAGAGAUUGCAUCUGAAUUUCGUCGAGAGAACCCAACACUUAGGACAAACUACAUGAGUUUUCUACUCGGUAUGAUUGAGACUAUGUGCCAGUCGCCUCAGGAGCUCUCUAAAGAUGAUAUGUCUAGUGCAUAUGCUGCAGAGAAAGGGAAGGUUAGUGAGACUCGGCUGCAAAAAAUGAAGGACGAGUUGAAGGAUUUGAAGAUGAAGUGUUCAAACAUUGAAGCUCUGGUGGAGAAGGAGAAGGCAAAGGCGUUGGAUGCGAAACUCCGUUUCUCAUUCGAUGAUGUUGUUUAA